Messenger RNA from Alosa alosa (allis shad), 1886 nucleotides. Its product is annotated as syntaxin-11-like. NCBI's taxonomy places the organism in Eukaryota, Metazoa, Chordata, Actinopteri, Clupeiformes, Clupeidae. The coding region runs from base 265 to 1161 and encodes 298 amino acids. The transcript is spliced from 3 exons. Gene Ontology annotation, molecular function: SNAP receptor activity; SNARE binding. Gene Ontology annotation, biological process: intracellular protein transport; exocytosis; synaptic vesicle fusion to presynaptic active zone membrane. Gene Ontology annotation, cellular component: synaptic vesicle; endomembrane system; presynaptic active zone membrane. The record is from RefSeq and is a predicted model, not a curated record.
GAGAGCUCUGAUUGACGCACCUGUGAAGAAGCAGGGCCGCGCGCACCAACACACACACAGGCGCUGCGCAACCGGAGGAACCUACUGCUGUCGGGCUGCUGACAUUUCAGCGGUGGAGACACCGGGCACCAUGAGUCUGUAGGCAGCUACAGCAGCUCCUGCAAUGUCCUACAGCUACAUCCAUCCACAUUAGAGAAGUGAAGACCGGGGACAUCAGCCUCUUUACACACAGCACCCGUUUCUGUGAAGCGACACGAAGGGGUCAUGCGGGACCGGCUGGAGGACUUGGAGGUCAUUCAGGAGGAGGGGUCGGAGGGCGAGUGGGCGGCGGCCAGCGACUCGGAUGAUGACGCCGACGAGGGGGACCUGAAGCCGCAGGCGGUGGUGUUCGAGGAGGACUCGGACAUGGAGGAGCUGCUGAAGGAGGCGCAGGCCAUGCGGCGGGAGAUCGGCGAGCUGCGUCUGGAUGUGGAGCGCCUGCGGAAACAGACGUCGCACGCCACGCAGACGGUCCGGCGCCUCAGCACCAUCUACCGCAGCUCCAACGCCAUCGGGGGGGACGUGAAGAUCCGUGCCGAGGGCCUCGUGCGGCGACUGACCGCGUACGACCAGCGGCGGCAGGACCUGGAGGAGAGGCACGGGCCCAUGGCCGCCGUGGUGCGCAUCGCACGCGCUCAGUACAGCGCCAUCAGCCACGCGCUGCGGCAGGCCAUGGCCGAGUACAACGCCGCAGAGCAGGAGCAGCGCGACUGCUGCCGUCAGCGCUUCCAGAGGCAGGCCGAGAUCCUGGGACGCAACGUCACCACCGACGAGGUGGACCAGAUGGUGGCGGAGGGAGGCUGGGGGGCGUUCAGACAGGACCUGAACCCCGAGGGGAUGACUGCGCGCUGCGCCUUCAAGCAGAUCAAGGAGCGGCACAAGGAGCUGAUCGAGCUGGAGGCGCGUCUGCGUGAUGUCCACGCGCUCUUCCUGAACCUCGCCAUGAUGGUGGAGGAGCAGGGGCCCAUGCUCAACCACAUCGAGCACAACGUGCUGUCCACGCACGAGUACCUGCUCUGCGUCAACGAGAGCUUCAAGACCGCCAUCAAGUACCGCAAGAAGAACCCCUGCAUCAGGAUGUGCUGCGGCUGCUUCCCCUGCUGGAAGAACGCCACCGGCUAAACACACACACACACACACAUAUACACACGCACACACACGGGGAACUCCUGCAUCAGGAUGUGCUGCGGCUGCUUCCCCUGCUGGAAGAACGCCACCGGCUAAACACACACACACACACGGGGAACCCCUGCAUCAGGAUGUGCUGCGGCUGCUUCCCCUGCUGGAAGAAUGCCACCGGCUACACACACACACACACGCGCGUGCGUGAGGCACACAAUAUCCUGCAUGCGUUACUUGAAUUUUAUGUCCUUUACUGAAGGUCUCCUGUAGAGACGUGUGUGUGUGUGCAUCUGUUGUAAACACUUGAAGUAAUCAUUCAUGUUGGGGAAGUGAACUUUGUGAUUGUGUCCUGAAUUAAUAUGUUUGUUGUGAGUCUGUUUAAAUAAUGCGAUUAUGUCUUAAUGUGUGUGUGUGUUGUGAGUCUGUUUAAAUAAUGUGAUUGUCUUAAUGUGUGUGUGUGUGUUGUGAGUCUGUUUAAAUAAUGCAAUUAUGUCUUAAUGAGUGUGUGUGUGUGUUGUGAGUCUGAGCAGGCUGCUUCACGCAUGUCUGUAAUUCUAUCACCACUGGAGAGGAGAGCUGUGUCUGUCGUGUGUGUGUGUGUGUGUCUGUGUCGGUCACUGAACACACCAAAUGAAGGAAGUGUGUGUGUGUGUGUCUGAACGCCCAGUCAGACUUAGAACUCUGGGGAUGACUAAUAACUUAUAAAUACAUUCAAUGAAAUAUAU